Molecule: messenger RNA, 1183 nt
Organism: Acaulospora morrowiae
Lineage: Eukaryota; Fungi; Glomeromycota; Glomeromycetes; Diversisporales; Acaulosporaceae
Source: the annotation of a GenBank genome assembly
CCUAAGAUAUGAUAUUAUACCUCUUUUGAUCAAAGAUCUUAUGAAUAAAAAAGUCAUACUUGUUCGAGCACCUCCCUUUUCCGGAAAAACAUCAAUAGCCCAAAUUAUGGAGCAUAACAUGGUUAACGCACCAGAAUUUUCAAAUUAUAGAGUAAUACGAGUUUCAUUGCUUUGGAGAUUGCAUAUCAGUUGGAAUACAUUUGGAGAGCGAUGGAAAAGUAUUUUUGGCGUAAGUUGGAAAGAGUGGAUAGAGCAGUGCGAUUUAAUUCCAACGAUUUUGAUUCUAGAUGAAGUUCAAUUAAUUUACGCGAAGGAGAAAAAAGUUGAUGAAAAUAAUAUAGAAUCUGCAGAUCAAUUCUGGUUUGUUGUUAAAGGUCUCCUUCAGGAAGUAGCUCGUAUAAAUAUUAUAAUGUUUGCGGCCUAUGGAUAUAGGAGUUCUAACUAUAUAGGACUCACCACCCCUGUCGCAUUACCGGAAUCAAAUUGCAAAGGUCUUAUUGACAUCAAUUUUAAGCGUGACGAGUUAAGAAAGUAUAUUGAAAAGUUCUGUGACGAUUACUUCAAAAAUUUAGAUCCACCAAGCGUCUCAAAAUUAUAUAAAUAUAUUUGGGUAGUUACAAAAGGACACGCGGGUUUGGUUCGUCACGUCUUGGUGUCUACAGAAAAUGCAAUGAAGAAGCGAAUUGAUACUAAUAACCUAUCUUGGGAAGAAAUAUUCAAGUACUUAAAUUCAAAGGAUUUUGAUUCAUCUAUCUAUAACAACUGCCGUGCUGUACCAAAAGUUUCUGCACUUUCUGAUACGCAAAGAAACAUAUGCGAAAAAAUUUACUUAAAUGGAAAAAUUCAUUACAUAGAUUCUAAUAAGGAUCAUGUGGAUUUGGUCAAAUCUGGAGUCGUUGUCAUUAAAGAUGAUAUAUAUAUAACUUUUGCAGCACCUCUUCUUAAGCGAUCAUUUUUUCAGCAAAAUUACGGAGUUCACAAUGAUACUGAUAGUAUUCCUACGGAUUUGCAUCAUUUUAUUGUGAAGAUUUUCACAGCAAUGUGUAAUGAACUAAGUGGGAAAAUUUUAAGAGAUACUCUUGGAUUUGGAUCCAACGGAAGAAUCCUGGAACAAACAUGGCAGAAGGAAUUUUAUAGAAUCGGUACACAAGUAUUGGGAGAAGAUCAUUUUUUGUCGUGUGAU